Messenger RNA from Thunnus maccoyii (southern bluefin tuna), 3472 nucleotides. RefSeq names its product FHF complex subunit HOOK interacting protein 2B (gene fhip2b). Bases 237 to 2435 code for a protein of 732 amino acids. The transcript has 18 exons. The record is from RefSeq and is a predicted model, not a curated record. Lineage: Eukaryota; Metazoa; Chordata; Actinopteri; Scombriformes; Scombridae.
UAACGAAGCUCUUAUUUUGAAAUUCCCAGCCGGAACUCAGGAAAAACUCAUUCGGGCUGUGUGGUUUUAUUUUGAAAAGGCUCACCGGAUGUGUGUCGUGUAGUUGUUUUGGCUUGACGGGGCGAUCAGCUGUUCGUGUAGUUGUCAACAUGUCGCAUUAACGGGUAACUCUCCGGUAACUAGCCGGGUUUAACCGGGUGAACGGACGGUCAGCGGGGCUUGGUUUUGGCGGGAGAAUGGAGACGUUCAAUAAGCUAACUAGCAUGCUGCUGCACGCGCUGGAGACGAGGGAGCCUACAGUGGAUCUAUUGGAUUCCUUUGUGGAUCACUGGAAAUCAAUAACUAAUUAUUACAUCGAGACAACAGAUGACAGUCGUCCAGUAAAACAGACAGAGAUUCCCUGGCGUCUCAGACAGAUGUUGGACAUCCUGGUGUACGAGGAGAAACAGCAGGGUGUGGAGGAGACGGGUUCCUGUCUGGAAUAUCUGCUGCAACAUAAACUGUUAGAGACUCUUUGCACGUUGGGAAAAGCUCAGUAUCCUCCUGGUAUGUGUCAGCAGGUCUUGGUGUUCUUCUCUAAGUUUUUGUCUCAGAUGCAGAAAUCUCUGCUGCAGCUGAUCAACGUCUACAGACCUGUACAGAAGCUGAUUCGUCUCUGUGCACUUCCUGGUUCCAAAACUGAGAAGGAGGAAGCUCAGUUCUUAUUGGUCGUCAGCUCCAGAGUCAAACAGGAUCCGCACGUGCUCAGAUACGUCUUAGAGCUGCUCGACCAACCAGCAGCCGGGACGCCAGCCUCCGACCAAUCACAGCUCCGUGAACAAGCCUCCAAUCAAAGAGCAGAGUCACCGUUGCCUUCCAGCCAAUCAGAUUCAUCUGCCUCAAGCCCAGUCCAAUCAGAAGCUUCUACCUGCAGCCCCGUCCAAUCAGAAGCAUCCACAUGCAGCCCCGUCCAAUCAGAGUCCAGCCUGCUGUUGUGUCUGCUGCAGCUCACUAAGAGUCAGAGGGGCUCAGUGUGUCUGAAGGCCUAUCAGAGCCUCCUGCUGCUGGCUGGUCUCCAGUCUGGAUGUUCAGGGGAGAUUCUGGCUCAUCAGACCCAGCUGGGAGAGCUGCUGGCUGGACGGCUGGUGGAGCUUUACUCCCUGCUGCCUCUGGAGAGUCUGGACCCUGCAGAGCUGCACAGCUGGCCUCACACAGCCUGGAGCUCGCAGUUCUCCCGCUGCAGCUCAGAGUCUCCUGCUUCUGAUCACAUGACCAACUUCUUCUGCUGGUUCGACUUCCUGGAUCACCUGAUGAGAGAAGCUCCAGAGGUGUUAGCGGUGCAGGUAGCUCGGUGUGUUCGUCAGUCCUGGUUGGUGGACGUCCUUCAGCCUCAGCUGCAGAACACGUGUGAGCAGGUCGUCCUCUUGUCCACCUCCGUCCUCUGCGCCGCCGUCAGACUCGUCCAAUCAGCGUCUCUACUGGAUCAGCUGAUCCACUUCCUGCUGAGGACGCACACGCUGACACACCUGCUGCUGCAGCGCUGCGACCACAUCUCUGACCAGAUCAGCAUGGUGUCUCUGUCUCUGGUGGAGGAGUUACUACAGAAGCCUCACAGGGACAUUUUGGACGUCCUGGUGCUGAACAACCUGCAGAGUCGUGGUUACGUGUCUCCGCUGGCCGCAGGUCAGGACGACAGGCACACGGAGAGCAACGAGGAGAGCGAUGAUCUGGAGGAGGACCUGUUCUUCUUCUCUGACAGUCUGUUCUCAGACAGUCAGCACCUCCUGCCUCCUCCUCUCUGCUCCUCCUCUGCUCCUCCUCCUCCUCCUCCUGCUCCUUCUGGACACGGAUCAGCUGCUGACGUCGUCAACAGCUUCCUGUGUCUGGUUCCCGUCCAGGUGCGAUCGGCUCAGCUGCUGCAGGAGGGAGGAUACGAGUCGUACGUCCACGACGCUCACACGCUGGUGACGGAGUGUCAGUCUCUUUCUCAGUCGUGGGAUUGGCCACUCAGUCUUCCUCCAUCCUCCUCUUCCUCAGGAGAGGAGAGCAACUUCUUCGAAGGUCACCUCCUCAAAGUCCUGUUUGAUCGCCUGGGACGCAUCCUGGAGCAGCCGUAUGAGUUGAACCUGAAGCUGACAGCAGUUCUGUCCAGACUGUCGUCCUUCAACCACCUGCUGCUGCACGAGUACCUGCUCAACCCCUACAUACACCUGUCUCACGGCUCCAGGUCGCUCUUCUCUGUCCUGAUCAGGGUGAUAAGAGAGCUGAUGCAGAGGAUCCAGCAGGUCUCCAACCUGACAGACAGACUGCUGGACACCAGGAGACACCUGCUGGGACUGAACCACAACACCGGACUGGAACACUUGACCCUGCUGAGAGGAGUCAUCGUCCUGGAGGAGUUCUGUAAAGAGCUUGCUGCCAUUGUCUUCGUUAAGCUGCCCCUGGACCAGCAGUGACUCACCUGGAACAGCAGUGACUCACCUGGACCAGCACUGACUCACCUGGACCAGCACUGACUCACCUGGGACAGGUACUUUCUCAGUAACGAGGGCGAGGUAGACAUUGACAUGUACACCUGGGUAAAGUGGGACAGGUACAGCUUUAAAAGGUACAUCUGCUCUCCACCCUGAGGACACUCUGAUGGCAGAGUAGAGAUGGCUACACCUGGGUCACCUGACACAGGUGAAGCUGAAUAAACAGUUUAUGUUUCUACUUGGACUCUCAGAAGAUGUUUUGGUUUCUUUUACAAACCUGAAGUUUAAAUGUUUCCCUGUGAGAACCUGAUUGAAGCCAGUUUCACCUGCAACAGCAGCAUUUCUGAAGCGACCCUGAGCGCCAUCACAGUGACAUCAAAGUGACAUCACAGUGACAGUCACAGAACACUUUAUUUAUUUUAGUUUUAGAGUUAAUUAUAAUCAAGUGAGGAAACAGAACAGAAACAUUUGUGUUGAUGAUCAGACAGAGUUAUAAAAAUCAGCCAAUCAGAGGCUCCGACAGGGACAUGGGCGGAGCUUCAGAGACAGCAGGUUGGUGUAUAAAGAUGAUGAUUGGAUAAUUACUGAGGGCUGGACCGUCAUCAGUGAUGAUGAAACAACAAAGUUUCACUUCAAGCUUCUGUUUUUUUAAAUUCUGUCUUUUUUUUCAUAUUUUCACAAAACCUUUAUUUAAAACUGCUUUUUAUCCUGACACUUUAUUUAAAACAUUCAUCCCGUUACAUCCUACAAGCCUCACUCUGCAUCCAUUUUCAUUUUAGUUCAUGAGAAGCAGAACUUUAGGACGCGUGAACGACCAGCGAACACAAGAACUCUAUGUCAGUGUUUCCCUCCCUCCAGUAGGGGGCAACAGUGACUUCAGCAGUGACUUAGAACCAUCUGUCAGUCUGUCGGAGAUCCAUUAUUCACAUUUGGCCAACAGCAUAAUCUGAUAUAUAUAUCUAUCAAUCAAUCAAUCAAUCAAUUUUUAUUUAUAUAGCACCAAAUCACAACAAAAGUCG